Thlaspi arvense is the source of this 1239-nucleotide messenger RNA. NCBI's taxonomy places the organism in Eukaryota, Viridiplantae, Streptophyta, Magnoliopsida, Brassicales, Brassicaceae. The record is from the annotation of a GenBank genome assembly.
UUUAAGAAUUCAAAACCAGUGGAAGGAUCCUUAUUUGGUACCCAGAAUGUGGCAACGAUGCAGCAGAGUCCAUUAACAUCGGCAUCGUUGGAUAAACAGAGGGCUGAGUUAGCUAGGAAGCAUGUGAGAGCUCUUAAUAACCAAUUUGUAAGUUGGGUGCAAAUACAGCUGAAGAAUCAUCCUGAUGAACUUUGGGAAGAUGGGAUGAAUGACUACAUUAGCCAUGCUUCAAACAUUCUGGAAAAGUUUAAGGAUGUGGUCAACUGGCUAAAAGAAAAUAAGGGAAAGGGGGAGAAUGUAUCCCCUGAAUCUCGUGGAGCAGAGAAGAAACUAGUGGCUGAAGUCAAGAACAGCGACGAUAAAUCGGUCUCAAACAAUCAACCUGUGCUCUUCUCAAACAACCAAUCUUCCAAUUUUUCCAGUAGUCAGUCUGGUUUGUUUUCAAGCCAGCCUGGAGCAUUCUCCAGCAGUCCAUUUGGUUUAGCAUCCAGUAGCCAAACCGGAUCUUUUAGCAGUGGCCAGUUUGGUUUGACCAAAAGCAGCCCAUCAAGCCUAUUUUCAAGCAGUCAAGCAGGAGGAGUUUCUAAUAGCCAACCUUCUUUCUCAUUAUCUAAUAAUCAAAACCUUUUUUUCUCUGGAGGUAUCUACUUUCACAUGAGCAGAGUGCAUUUAUUUGGACUUGUCAUUAAUCAGCUUUGCAUCUUCAGGACAAGUUUAUGUCAGGGACCUAACCUCUACUUUUCUUGUUUGCUGGUGAUAGUAACUCCAGUGUCCAUACCGGCAAAGCGGGAUUCCCCAGAAGAUGCAGACGGUGAAGAUGAACAACCUCAACCGAGCAGCCCAUCUGUCAAAAAGACGGAAGAGAAGGGUGUUACUGUUGUUCAUGAAGUUAAAUGCAAGCUUUAUGUCAAGUCAAAUGAUCCAGCAGAUAAAGGUACAUGGAAAGAUAAAGGAACUGGGAAUCUCUCCAUAAAAUGCAAAGAAGGCGUAGACAAGGGGACAAAAGAAUCCAAACCCACAAUUCUUGUCCGGAACGAUGUCGGGAAACUGCUUCUGAAUGCUCUACUGUACGCUGGAAUCAAGACGAGCGCACAGAAGAACGCACUUGUUGCUAUAUUCCACUCCUCGGAGGAUUCCAACGAGAAUGUAACACCUAGAACCUUCCUGAUAAGGACAAAGAACGCAGAGGCUAGGGAUAAGUUAGCAACAGCCAUCCAAGAAUACGCACCUUCUUCAUAA